Messenger RNA from Ipomoea triloba (trilobed morning glory), 3896 nucleotides. Its product is annotated as probable ATP-dependent DNA helicase CHR12. The record is from RefSeq and is a predicted model, not a curated record. Lineage: Eukaryota; Viridiplantae; Streptophyta; Magnoliopsida; Solanales; Convolvulaceae. Gene Ontology annotation, cellular component: nucleus. Gene Ontology annotation, molecular function: histone binding; DNA binding; ATP binding. Gene Ontology annotation, biological process: positive regulation of transcription by RNA polymerase II. The transcript has 12 exons. The coding region runs from base 146 to 3565 and encodes 1139 amino acids.
GAUUAGGAAUUUAGGAGAGUCUAAUUUUUAUAUUUUGUUUUGGGUUUAUGUUAAGCGCAGCACAGAAACAUAAAUAUUAUCAAAAUCAAAAUCUCAAAUAACCACUGCAACGGUCCUCUUCGCGCCCUCUGUUGCUGCUGCUGCUAUGGGGGCUCAGGUGGACAGUCAAGCGGCCGCCGGCGGCGUCGGAGGGGGCUCUGCCUCUGCUUCUCUCGCUUCGCCUGUCGCCGCCGACCAGGACCACAUCGAGAGCACCAAGACCUUGAUUUGCGCCCUCAAUUUCCUCUCUCGCAAUCUCCCCCUCCCUCAGGACGUUUUUGAUGCUGUUUCCUCCAUCUUCCGCGCGGGUGAGGAUGACGCCACUGACGAUUGCGCCGCCGGUGAGGCUGAUAACGGCCUCCACAAAACCUCCAGUCACAUUGGUUCAGGAAUGGCAACUUAUGGAGAUUUGAUGGCAGAUUUUGAGGAUUCAUUAUUGAAAGAAAAAUCUAGUCGUGCAUCAGGUUCUCUGUUGAAAAGAUCAAAGGAAAUUCGUAAUCAGAGCCUCAUACACAGUCGGUUGACUGAACUUGAAGAAUUGCCAACUAGCAGAGGCGAGGACCUGCAGUCUAAGUGCUUGCUUGAACUCUAUGGACUAAAGCUCUUGGAGUUGCAGCGCAAAGUUCGUUCUGAAGUGAGUUCAGAGUACUGGCUUCGAGCACAUUGCAUAAAUCCUGAUAAGCAGUUAUUUGACUGGGGUAUGAUGCGAUUGCGCCGCCCUGUAUAUGGAAUCGGAGAUGCCUUUGCUGUUGAAUCUGAUGAUCCCUUAAAGAAGAAACGUGAUGCUGAGAGGUUAUCAAGAUUAGAAGAAGAGGCAAGAAACCGCGUGGAGACUAAGAAAAGGAAGUUCUUUGCAGACAUACUUAAUGCAGCACGUGAACUCCAACUACAAGUACAAGCUGCUCAAAAGCGUCGAAAACAAAGAAAUGAUGGUGUCCAGGCGUGGCAUGGAAGGCAAAGGCAGCGAGCUACACGAGCUGAAAGAUUGAGGUUUCAGGCACUUAAAGCUGAUGAUCAAGAAGCAUACAUGAAGUUGGUUGAUGAGAGCAAGAAUGAACGGUUGAGAUUGCUUCUACAAAAAACAAAUGAUCUUCUUGGUCGUCUGGGAGCUGCUGUUCAACGGCAAAAAGAUGCUGAUCAUGAUGGUAUUGAACCUUUAGAAGGUUUGGAUGCUGAUUUGACUGCUUCAAAAACUGAAACUCCUGGGCAGUCAGUUCCCGAGGAAGAUGAGGAUAUUGUUGAUGGGGAAUCUACUCGUGAUGGAAAGGCAAAUGAUUUACUUGAAGGACAACGGAAAUAUAAUUCAGCUGUGCAUUCAAUCCAGGAGAAGGUCACCGAGCAACCAACUAUGCUUCAGGGUGGAGAAUUAAGACCUUACCAGAUAGAAGGGCUUCAAUGGAUGUUGUCUCUGUUUAAUAACAAUCUAAAUGGAAUUUUAGCAGAUGAAAUGGGGCUUGGGAAGACAAUUCAAACCAUUUCUCUUAUUGCUUAUCUCAUGGAAAACAAGGGUGUGACUGGCCCACACUUGAUUGUAGCCCCAAAAGCUGUACUACCAAAUUGGAUUAAUGAAUUUCAGACAUGGUUGCCUAGUGCUGUUACUGUUCUUUAUGAUGGGCGACUAGAUGAAAGGAAGGCAUUGAGGGAAGAGUACUCUGGAGAGGGGAAGUUCAAUGUGAUAAUAACGCAUUAUGAUCUUAUCAUGAGAGAUAAAGCAUUUUUGAAGAAAAUUCACUGGAACUACUUGAUUAUUGAUGAAGGGCAUAGGUUGAAAAAUCAUGAGUGUGCUCUUGCACGGACUGUUGCAGGCUAUCGAAUUCGACGGAGACUUCUAUUGACUGGUACCCCAAUUCAAAAUAGCUUACAGGAAUUGUGGUCCCUUCUUAAUUUUCUCCUACCAAACAUAUUUAAUUCUGUGGAGAAUUUUGAGGAUUGGUUUAAUGCCCCCUUCUCGGAUAAAUGUGAUGUCACUAUAACAGAUGAAGAAGAGCUUUUGAUCAUUCGCCGUUUGCACCAUGUUAUUAGACCGUUUAUAUUGAGGAGAAAGAAAGAUGAAGUGGAGAAGUACCUUCCUGGGAAAACACAGGUUAUCCUGAAAUGUGACAUGUCAGCAUGGCAGAAAUUGUACUAUCACCAAGUGACAGAAGAGGGAAGGGUAGGACUGGGUACUGGAACUGGAAAAUCUAAAAGCUUACAGAAUCUGUCCAUGCAACUCAGGAAGUGUUGCAAUCACCCUUACCUCUUUGUGAAUCAGUACAAUAUGUGGCAAAAAGAGGAGAUUGUGAGGGCAUCGGGAAAAUUUGAGCUUCUUGAUCGUUUACUCCCCAAGCUUCGAAAAGCUGGGCAUAGGGUCCUCCUUUUCUCUCAGAUGACCCGUCUUAUGGACAUUCUUGAAAUCUAUUUGCAACUUAAUGAAUUCAAGUAUCUUAGACUUGAUGGUUCAACUAAAACCGAGGAAAGGGGUUCUUUGCUGAAACAAUUCAAUGCCCCAGAUUCCCCUUUCUUCAUGUUUCUCCUUAGUACUCGUGCUGGAGGACUUGGUCUGAAUUUACAGACAGCAGAUACCGUUAUAAUUUUUGACAGUGAUUGGAACCCUCAAAUGGACCAACAGGCAGAAGAUCGUGCACAUCGAAUUGGGCAAAAGAAAGAAGUCAGGGUUUUUGUUUUGGUUAGUGUAGGAUCAAUUGAAGAGGUCAUCUUGGACCGAGCAAAACAGAAGAUGGGCAUUGAUGCUAAGGUCAUCCAAGCAGGAUUGUUCAAUACGACUUCCACCGCUCAAGACAGGAGAGAAAUGUUAGAAGAAAUCAUGCGUAAAGGUACAAGUACCCUUGGAACUGAUGUGCCAACGGAGAGAGAGAUCAAUCAUCUUGCAGCACGCUCGAAAGAGGAAUAUUGGCUCUUUGAGAGAAUGGACGAGGAGAGAAGGCAAAAGGAGCGUUACCGAUCUCGCCUCAUGGAAGAUUACGAGGUUCCAGAUUGGGCAUAUGUUCAAGCCGAUUCCAAUCAAGGGAAGGGAAAAGGAUUUUUACAUGAUAGUGCUAACCUCACCGGAAAAAGAAAAAGAAAAGAGGUUGUGUAUGUCGAUACACUGAGUGAUCAACAGUGGAUGAGGGCCGUGGAGAACGGAGAAGACUUCUCGAAGCAUUCUAAAAAGAAGAGGCAGGAACAUCAGCCCGCUGCAGAUAAUAACCCCUUGCCUAGCAACACCCGGGAGCAUCAACAGCAGUCUGCCCGGAUUGAUGCAUUGCCUAAUAAAUGGAGCGACCAACAGCCAGUUCCGAAUGACACAUCACUUAGUAUCAAUACCGGAGGGGAGAAGAAGGCACAAGACACAAAAAGCGAAACUGUUUCUCUAGUCAACGAGGCAACAAGUGAAGACACCAUCGGAACAACCUCAAAAAGGUUCAAACCAGUAGCUGCUGCACCAGCGCCAACACCAUCACAGAGGGACGAGUAUAACAGUUUGACAGGUAAUUUUGAUGGACUAACAUGGAAAGCGCUCAAGAGAAAGAGAUCGAGCCUGGCAUAACGAACUUAACUUUCGUUAGAACAUAGAACUUAGCAUUGAAAGGAUGAAUUGCAAUCCCGAAAAUUGUAGGGGAUGAAGGAAUUGAUAAUCCUUUGUGGUUGCUAUAUUGGUUCAUUUGGGGUAAAAUAUCAGGCGUAGUAGUGCACAGAUAAUCCAAUCUUGUUUCUAUAUUAGUUCAUUUGGGCAAUAUCAGGCUUACUAGUCCAGAGAUAAGCAAUCUUGGCUGGUGUCUCAAUACCCUAUGCUGUGUAUCCUUGACAUGUCUGUAAUAUUUUAUACACUAAUAAAUGAAUUCACCAAUGUAUGCUGAAUAGUUUGUUUUUAAAAUUUA